AAUAGAUAUGGUAGAUGCAGAGUGUUUUAACCACAGUAGGGAAAUCAAGGACAUAGCUUAAAGGUGAGAGGGGAAAGAUUUACGAGGAACCUGAGGGGGGAUUUAUUUCACACGGAAGGUGGUGGGUAUAUGGAACGAGUUGCCAGAGGAGGUAAUUGAGGGAGGUACAUUUAAAAGACACUUGGACAGAUACAUAGAUAGGAAAGGUUUAGAGGAAUAUGGGCCAAAUGCAGGGAGGUGGGACUUGUAUAAAUGGGGCAUCUUGGACCAAGAUGGGUUGAAGGUCCUGUUCAAAUGCUAUAUGACUCCAUGAAUCUUCUCCUUGUGAAACUUCUCUGCACCCUCUCUGGCUCAAUGACUCCAUUCCUAAAGCAAUAUGAACUAACAGAUGAUAAAAGGUAAUAAUUCCAAAAAAGCAAGCAUUUUCCAAUGGGACAAUUUGGUGAUACUCGAAUUGGCAUUGAUGCAAAAUGUAGGGCCCAUUGGCCACACCAGUAGACUAUUGGGUGCAGUCCAAUUCCUGGCUGAUUACAGGGUGGGCGGGGGUCGUUGGAUUGCCAGCUGGCGGUGAUGGGAGGUGUGUGGCUUAGUAUUUUAAAGCUGCUUCGGUUAAAUCACGAGCAGGGGUUGUGUUCGUUUUGCAGGCAGAGACAGAGAAGGGGGGUAGGAUGGUCUGAGCUCAGAACACUUGACCCCCCCCCACAUCUCUGAAGAAGCCUGCUCGAGUUUGCAACGGGGAAAAGGGUUCAACUCCGCGCUCCAAGUCGGAGAAGUGUCACCCAAGUUCUCUCUCUGUUCCUGUAAAGUUUCUCUCGCCGGCCGGUUCAUUUCCUCCGGCUUGUGUUUUCCCGGGUUCUGCCCCUCUGUCGAUGUCAGUGUUUCCUGUGUUUGUCAGUGAGGCUGCGGCGACUGGGGCAGUGGAGAGAGAGAGAUAUUCAGCAUGGAGUGAUAGUAACCGGGUGAAGAAGCUCUUCACCUCGGCCAGGUGCUGGCGGGCGAGCGGGCGGGGAACAUUGCAACAACUUUUCAAUCCUCUUCGACAAAAGUGGCUCGAAGAUGGCUCGAGAUGUCCCAGCCAAGAGCCUGGAUAACAUUGAUCUCUCCUGCUUGCGGGAUCCUGCAGGAAUAUUUGAGUUGGUGGAAGUGGUUGGCAAUGGGACCUAUGGCCAAGUCUACAAGGGUCGUCAUGUGAAGACUGGACAACUAGCAGCCAUUAAGGUUAUGGACGUCACAGAGGGUGAAGAAGAGGAAAUUAAACUGGAGAUUAAUAUGCUGAAGAAAUAUUCUCAUCACAGGAAUAUUGCAACUUAUUAUGGGGCUUUCAUCAGAACAAAUCCUUCAAACCAUGAAGAUCAACUGUGGCUGGUAAUGGAGUUCUGUGGAGCAGGUUCUGUCACUGACUUGGUCAAGAAAACCAAAGGCAACUGCUUGAAGGAAGAUUGGAUCGGGUACAUCUGUCGGGAAGUCCUGCGGGGAUUGUCCCAUCUACACUCUCACCACGUCAUUCAUCGAGAUAUCAAAGGACAAAAUGUGCUGCUGACUGAGAAUGCAGACGUAAAGCUUGUUGAUUUUGGAGUCAGCGCCCAACUGGACAGGACCAUGGAGAAGCGGAAUACUUUCAUUGGGACUCCUUACUGGAUGGCACCUGAAGUGAUAGCGUGUGACGAGAAUGCAGAUUCCACGUACGAUUACAGGAGUGACCUGUGGUCGUUGGGAAUCACGGCAAUUGAGAUGGCAGAAGGAGCUCCUCCUCUCUGUGAUAUGCAUCCCAUGAGGGCUCUCUUUCUCAUCCCACGAAACUCUCCCCCCAAACUGAAGUCAAGGAAAUGGUCAAAGAGGUUCAUGAACUUUGUGGAAACCUGCCUGGCAAAAAACUACUUGCAACGACCUUGCACUGAAACACUGUUGAAGCAUUCAUUCAUCCGUGACCAGCAACAUGAGCGACAGGUUCGCAUAUUGCUGAAGGAUCACAUCGACAGGACCAGGAAGAAGAGGAGUGAGAAAGAUGAAACGGAAUAUGAAUACAGUGGAAGUGAGGAAGAUGAAGAUGGAUUGAAUGAAGAAGAAGGAGAGCCAAGCUCCAUUGUGAACCAGCCAGGAGAGUCCACCCUGCGCCGCGAGUUCCUGCGUCUCCAGCAGGAGAGUGCGAGCCGCCCAGCGUCCCAACAGCAGCAGCAGAUACACCAGCAGCAACUGCGGGAUCAGGAGCAGUACAAGAAGCAACUCCUGGCCGAGCGGCAGAAGCGUAUCGAGCAGCAGAAGGAGCAGAGGAGGUGGCUGGAAGAUCACCACAAGAUGGAGGAGAAGCAGCGAAAACAGCAGGAGGGUGUGAAGAAGCCCGAGCUUAAAGAAAGGCACAGGAAGGAAGAGAGGAGUCGUGGAGAGGAGGAACAGAGAUGGGCGGAGGAGGAAAGGUGGAAGAUGGUGGAAGGCAAAAGGAAAGCUGAGAAAAAACAGGUCGAUGGUCUUUCUGAAUCUCGGAUGAAUGAAACCUCUAAAGUAAUGGAUGUUCCUCAACGGCAGGGAGCAGAAAGACUGAAGCUGAUGGAUGAUGGCCUUGCCGCACCACGCACUAAGCUGGGCAAGUUGGUUCCUGGGGCUUCAGUACCUGCAGACGCCGACCCAACCAAUGGAGGCAGAACAAGUCACAUCAACUCUGCUCUAAAAAGGCCCACAGACCUACAGGAUCUGAACCCAAAUGUGUUUAGAAGCCAACUAUUCAGCUCCGCUUCCAUUCCCGAUAUGGGCAUGAUUCCAACGUCGCCUGAACAGGAUGAUGUGUUUUGGGAAGAUGCUUCUCCACCUCCCAAGGUUCCUGAAAGAACUGUGUCCAAAUCGUACAGCAAAGAUCAAAUAAACAGUCACGCCAGCCGUAAAAGUACUUUCAGCUUUGAACUACAGCCCCUGUGGGAGAGGGUGGAGAGCCCACUAGCCAAGCACGUUACAGGCAAUUCCCCCAGCAACACUUCGCAAACAGGAGGUCAAAUUGGUUCCCGCACUGCAUCGGCUCCUCUUCUGACUUCAUCCACCCCAAGUCACAACCAACAGCGCAGGAGAUGUGAAGAGAAAAGGAGUUUUCCCAUUUCUCAACAUCGCACGGAGAUGAUUACAUCAGGCAGAGGAAAGUCUGCCUCCACUCCCUUUUUCAAGGCCACAGAUUACUCCUCUUCAAGUGAUGAAAUUGGCAGUACGGAUGAAGAUGACGAACUAAGCCACGACAAAAUAGAACCUCUGCACGGCAGAUCCAGGCAACCUGUCAGUUUAAGCAUCAGUGACAUGCAGUGCAUCAACGCAAAGGGUCAGGAUGGAAUCGAGCUGCAACCACACAGCACCUUGAAUGAAGUCCAGAGCCUAGCAGGGCAGGAGGGUGGCAGAAGGCACGACUGUCCAGGCUUCCUCCAUCCAGUACAUCACCUCCCGGACCUUCUCCAGCAAAGCCACCCCACAAACACCUCGGCUGACCACCAAGAACCCGGGCAGACCCUCCUCAACGAGAUCGCAGCUGACCAGGAUCAAUUGGUGGAAAGUCCACAACCUAAAGGUAGUUCUUCAUCUUCCUCGUCGUUCACAACAUUCAUUGACCCCAGACUCCUGCAGGUAUCUCCAUCCAGCCCUACAGGAACUCCAGCAGGUAGUAAAUCUGAGCCUCAUCAAAGCAACUGUGCAAGAAAAGGAUCAGUCGUAAAUGUCAAUCCCACAAAUAUACGGCCGCAGAGUGACUCGCCAGAAAUCCGCAAAUACAAGAAGAAAUUUAAUGCCGAGAUACUUUGUGCGGCUUUAUGGGGAGUUAAUCUGCUGGUGGGCACGGAAAAUGGACUCUGGUUACUGGACAGAAGUGGACAGGGCAAAGUGUAUUCCCUCAUCACCCGAAGACGCUUCCAACAAAUGGAUGUGUUGGAGGGACUGAAUGUACUCAUCACCAUAUCAGGGAAAAAGAACAAGUUGAGAGUUUACUACUUGUCGUGGCUUCGAAACAAGAUCCUGCGUAAUGACCCGGAAGUGGAGAAGAAGCAAGGAUGGGUGCCUGUUGGUGACAUGGAAGGCUGCGUCCACUACAAAGUUGUUAAAUAUGAAAGGAUAAAAUUCUUAGUUAUUGCACUGAAGAAUUCUGUUGAAGUGUACGCCUGGGCCCCAAAACCAUACCACAAAUUUAUGGCAUUUAAGUCAUUCUCGUCUCUCCCACAUAAACCGCUGGCAGUGGAUCUCACAGUUGAGGAAGGCCAGAGACUGAAGGCAAUCUAUGGUUCUACUUCAGGGUUCCACGCCAUUGACGUUGAUUCGGGAACAGUUUAUGACAUCUACCUUCCAACUCACAUUCAAGGCAGCAUUCAGCCACACGCUAUAAUCAUCCUUCCAAACACUAACGGGAUGGAGCUGCUGGUUUGCUACGAAGAUGAAGGGGUUUACAUCGAUACCUACGGACGGAUCAUAAAGGAGACAGUCAUGCAGUGGGGAGAGAUGCCGUCUUCGAUCGCCUACAUCCAGUCAAAUCAUGUCAUGGGUUGGGGAGAGAAAGCGAUUGAACUUCGUUGUGUGGAGAAUGGACGUCUCGAUGGAGUGUUUAUGCACAAGAGGGCACAGAAACUGAAGUUCCUUUGUGAGAGGAAUGACAAGGUGUUCUUUGCCUCGGCCCCAUCUGGUGGAAGCAGCCAGAUUUAUUUUAUGACACUUGGCCAGAACUCACACUUGAACUGGUAGCCUCUAUGAGACCUGAAUGCACACCUUGUGUGUGUCGGAUUGCACUGAAGUGAUCAUUUCUAUGUACUCACACCACACUGGCUUUCAAGUAAUUAUUGCCGGCUGCACCCAUUACAACCAAUGACACAACUUGGAAUAAGAGGCUGUCGACGAUGACGGAAACUGGCUUCUGUAAUUCUGCUGAUUUAUAUUUAUAGAUAGUAUCCAUGUAAUUGGUAAUGGUCAGGUGUGCUGUCGCAACCAAUAUAUUAUUGUAAUGUUAACCGAGAGAUAGCUCAGUGUAUCAGCUGUGAGUGGAUAUACAUGUGCACAAACCUUUUGCACAAUCUCGUCUUUGCAGUUUACGCCCCCAACAAGUGAUUCACCAGUUUACCCCAGUAUUUUGUAUAUUCAGUUUAAAUGGGAUUUGUGUUGUCUUGUCAGUGCCAAUGUUGAGAGAAUUAAUGUACUGUAUUUCAUGUGAAAAUAAUUCUUCGGCAGUGCACCUUUUCAAAAUGUCUUUCUGCCAUUUCCAAUAGUCAGAGAGAUGGAAACAGACCCUUCAGCCCAACUAGUCCAUGCCGACCAAGAUGCCCCAUCUAAGAUGGUCCCCAUUGGACACUAUCCCUCUAAACCUUUCCCACGCUAAAAAGACCAUUUCAAUUCAAUAUUAAUUCAAAAGAGUGAUAUUCUUUGCCUGAGUUUAGAAGAUUUUUUGAGAAGGAUGGUUAAUUGAUUAUUCAGAGUUGAUUGGUUGAUUGAUGAAUAGGUACACCUUGGAAACAAGCUAUUCGGCACAGAGAGCUGAUUAUUGAUCACCUGUUCCUAGUAGUUCUCUAUUAUCCACUUCCUCAUCCACUCCCUACAAACUGGGGGCAAUUUGCAGAGACCAAUUAGCUUACAGCCUCUAAAAAAUUUAGCAGGAACAAAAUAAAUUUGAAGCGAUAUUCGAGUCUACUUUUACCAGAGCACUGGCUGGAUUAGGGGGUAUUAGCUACAAGGAGAGGUUGGACAAACUUGGAUUGUUUUCUCUGGAACGCUGGAUAUAAGUACAUACAAUUAUGAGAGGAAUAGAUAGUGUAGACAGUCAGAAUCUUUUUUCUAGGAUGAAAAUGUCAGAUCCUGGAGGGCAUAGCUUUAAGGUGAGAGGGGCAAUGUAUGAAGGAGAUAUAUGGGACAAGUUAUUUACACAGAGAGUGGUGGGUGCUGGGACACCCUGCCAGGUGUAGUGGUGGAGGCAGAUAGGACAGAGGCAUUUAAGAGGCUUUGGCACAUGGACACAGGCACUGGAGGGAUCUGGAUCACAUGCAGGAAGAGAAUAUUAAAAAGACACUUGGGCAGGUACAUGGAUAGGAAAGGUUUAGAGGCAUAUGGGCCAACACACAGGCAAAUGGGACUUGCUUACAUGGGUAUCUUGGCUAGCAUGGACAAGAUGGGACGAAGGGUUUGUUUCCAUGCUGUAUGGCGAUGAGUUUAAUUUGGUAUCGGGUUAGGCAUGGAUGCUGUGGGCCGAGGGGUCAGUUCCUGUGCUUUAUGUUCUAGGAGCACUGCAAACAUUUCUCUUUGAUCAGCCAAUAUGUUUAAUGUUUUAAACACCUCAGCCUGGUUUUGCAGAUCAAAGGUAUAGGAAGGAACUGCAGAUGCUGGUUUAAACCAAAGAAAGACCCAAAAUGCUGGAGUAACUCAGCGGGACAGGCAGCAUCUCUUCUUCAGAUGUCAGCAGAUCUUCAGUCUUUAGAAGACCCGAAACAUCACCAAUGCAUUCUCUCCAGAGAUGCCGCCUGUCCCACUGAGUUACUCCAGCAAUUUGUGUCUAACUUUUCAGAACGAAGAGUAGACUUUAAUAUUUUUCCAGUCGCAAUUACAGCUAAAAAAUCCCACACAAGGGCACCAGGUCAACAAUCUUCCCUGAACAGAUCUUUGUGUUUAACCUUCCACUCUUCUGAUGUUUUCCUCAAAUUGGAUUUCCGAAUACAUUUUUCCACGCAAAGGGUUAAAAUAAAACCGGCUGAUGAAGGCGUGGGCCCAGGCGUGAUAAAACCAUUUGAGGACUGCAGCAAAGUUCAUUGCAGAAUCCCUUUAUAUUAACAAGAAAGGUUUUCAAUUCCAGCUGAAAGCAUGCCUUCGGUUGUUUUUAGAACUUAGUACUGCACAGGAACGAGCUUUACAACCCACAAUGUUUGUACCAAGUAAAACUGAUCUCGUCUGCCUGUACAUGAUCCCUAUCACUCUAUUCCCUGUGCUUUCAUGUGCCUAACUAAAAGUCUCUUAAACACCACUAUCAUAUCUGCUCCACCACCACCCCUGGCAGUGUAUUCCAGACCCCAACCACUCUCUGUGGGAAAAAACUUGCCCUGCACAUCUCCGUUAAACUUUCUCCCUCUCACUCCAUGCACUCUAGUGUUGGACAUUUCCAUGCUGGGAUAAAGGUCCAUGAUAAUUUUACACGAUAAUUUCCUUUAAUUUGGUUGUUGAAAUUAACCAAAAAUCUCCAAAAAAAAAAUAUUUUUCCAAUGUUUCUCUUUGUAAAAGAAAAUGAACAAGAAAUGUGUAUCAGAAACAGGGCGACACAGUGGUGCAGCAGUAGAGUUGCUGCCUUACAGCGCCAGAGACCCAGGGUUCGAUCGUGCUGCCUGUACGGAGUUUGUAUGUUCUCUCUGUGACCAUGUGAGUUUUGUCCUGGUGCACCGGUUUCCACCCACAUUUCAAAGACGUGUAGGUUUGUAGGUUAAUUGAUUUCUGUAAAUUAUCCCUAGUGUUUUGGAUUGAACUAGUGUACGGGUGAUUGUUGGUCAGUGUGGACUCGUUGGGCCGAAUGGCCUGUUUCCAUGCCGUAUCUCUAAAUUAAACUAAAGCCAUUAGACACUGGUAUUAAACAAGGGAGUUGCAUAAAAUAUAUGCCAAUUCAUUAACAUUUUGAAAUAAGAUUUAGGUUAAAGAUUUAGGUUAAAAUCAGUAUCUUUUUGUCUGCUAUUUCCCUUGCUUCCCAUCCCAUCAUAAAUACUGCCACUGUUCAGUAGACACCUAACCUGAUUAGCAAGUCGCAAGGGACUUUAAUUUUUUUUCCCUCCACACUUACAUACAAAUCUAAAAUCAGUUAUUAUGCAUCCUUGGGGGAAAGAAUUGAAAGCUGGAAGAGUUGAAAAAAAAAGAGAUGAAAAUGAGCAAAGCAGCAGAGGGUAACACAAGAGAAUGAGAAAAUGUAGGAAGGAGUGGGCUGUGAUAAGCGAGAGAGAGAAUGAGAAAGAAGGUGAGUAGAACGAUGAGUGACUAUGGGACGUGCAGGCAGAGGAAGUGAAAGGAAGGAGUGAAGAAAGUGAAGAGGAAAAUGAAGGAGAAGAAAUGGACAGGCAAAAGGGAGAGUGAGAAGGGAAUGAGCCAGGAGGGAAAUGAGGGAAACUAGAUGAGAAGAUGAAUGAACCUAAGACUUGAGGAAAAAUCAGCUUAAAAGGAAAAGCAAUGAAUUGACAUGAAAUACAAGGAGUAAGAAAAUCAGAUCUAUCUACAAAGAUAAUCUUUGCUUCAUAAUAUUCAGGGCUUUUGUCAUCUAAAAUGGUAUCUAGUUUGACCCAAUGGCCUUAAAGAGACUUUUGGAUAGGAAAAUUGAUAUGCAGAAAAUGGAGGAAUAUGGAUUAUGUGUAGGCAGAUAAGAUGUGUAGAAAAGAACUGCAGAUGCUGAUUUUUACACGAUACCCAAACGUUUUAAUUCCCCUUCCCAUUCCCAUAUAGACCUUUCUAUCCUGGGCCUCCUCCACUGUCAGUGUGAAGCCACACACAAAUUAGAAGAACAGGACCUCAUAUUUCCCUUGGGCGUCUUACAACCCAGCGGUAUGAAUGUUGAUUUCUCUUAUUUCAGGUAAUUCCUACAUUCCCUCUCUUCCCCACCCCCUCACUUCCCCCACUCUAAUCAUCCUACUAGUUCCACUGUUCGUAUCCUUGUAUCCCCUUGUUAUCACCUCUUCCCCAGCCAACAAUGGGCCUCUAUGGGCUCCACCCUUCCUUGGUCAUCUGUUGCUGGCCCUGCUUUUUCUGCCCUUUUCUUACCUCCAGUUCCCUCCCCUCUACUUUCAGUCUGAAGAAAGGUCCCUACCCGAAACGUCGCCCAUCCUUUUCCUCCAGAGAUGCAGCCUGACCGGCUGAGUUACUCCAGCACUUUGUGUCUAUCUCAGGCUGAUAAGAGUUGGUCUUCACAUUAUGUUUCUGCACAGUCAUUAUAGGCCGCAGGGCCUGCUCCUGUGCUGUACUUUACUGUGACUGAGUCUGAGGGAGAUCAUUCCCAUUAAUCCUCAAGAAAUUGACAACAGGAUUGGCUCUCGAUUGAUACUGAAUGUUGUAUAAAUGUAAAACUGGCUGUAAAGGCAGCUGACCCAAUUGGUUGGACACUAGAGCUGGUUCUGCAUUUGAGGUGCAUUCAUCCUAUGCCAUUAUAUGUUUGUUCAGAUUUGAACAUCUGCAUCUCUCUAAUUCCUUCUCCGUCCCAGCUGUAGUCAAGUAGCCACUGCUUUCUCAUCUAGGGAACCAAGUGUAUGCAUCUGAGGCCCUCUUCAGGGGCCGAGUACAAAACCAAAUCUGGUUUUCCAUGGCCCCAUCAAUUGAGGUAUAUGGAUUGAAAAGAUUUUGGAGGGAGAUGCAGGGAAGUUGAGGCGGUUAGGCAAGUUGGUCAGCGUGGGAAAGUUGGGCCGAAGGGCCUGCUUCCAUGACGUUAUAGCCAUGAUUCUCCCUGCUCUUCCUGGGGGAUCAGGAUGCUCCCAGGGCAUUGUUUGAGGUUGAGAAAAGCAAAGGAUUUAUCCACGUUUUCAUGUGGCAACUUUGUAAAACAUUUGUUAGAACGCAUUUAGAGUAUUGUGUGCAGUUUUGGUUGCCCCAUUACACAAAGGAUGUGGAAGUUUUGGAGAGGGUGCAGAAGAAUGUUGACUGGAUCAGAGGGUAUUAGUUGUAAGGAGAGGUAAGACAAAAUUGGAUCAUUUUCUCUGGUGCAUUGGAAACUGUGGGGCGACCUGAUAGAUUGAAAUAGCAGUAUAUGAAAUGACGAGAGGCCUAGAUGGAGUCGACAGUCAGAACCUUUUCCCUAACAUUAAAAUGUCAACGAUUAGAGAGCAUACAGUAGGUUUAAGAUGAGAGGGGCAAACUUUAAAGCAGAUGUACAGGGCAUGUUUUUUAGCAAGAGGGGCAUGGGAAUGUGCAGCCAGUGUUGGUGGUGGAGGCAGAUACGAUAGUGUCAUAUAUGAGGCUUUUUAAAUAGGCAUAUGGUUAUGCAGGGAAUGGAAAGGUAUGGAACACAUAAACACAUUGCCAGCAGAGGGGAUUAGUUUAAGUUAAGAUCGUGUUCAGCACAGACGUUGUGGGCUGAAGGGCCAGUCCCUGUGCUGCACUGUUCUAUAUUGACCUGUCCUUUGCUCUGAAUCUGGUCCAUUUUAUCUUGGGGGUUUGUCUGCCGCUUUGUAUUGCGGAGUGCCGGAAGGAAAACCAGAUACAUUGACUCAGUGUUGCCCACAUCUGGGACCUCAGAGCUACUGAUGUGUGUAGUUGGGGCCCCAUGACUGAAGCAGUCAACAGUGUCCUUGCAACAACUGUAAAAUGCACAAUUUACAGCACACUCCAAUUACUGACCACACAUUACACAACUGCAGGAAAAGGUAGCACUUGCUACCUUUAUAAAGCACUGGUCAGACCACAUUUGGAGUAUUGUGAGCAGUUUUGGCCCCAUAUCUGAGGAAGGAUGUGCUGGCAUUGGAGAGGGACAAGAGGAGGCUUACAAGAAUGAUCCCAGGAAUGGUUGGGCUAACAUAUGAUGAGCGUUAGACGGCAAUAGGCUUGUACUUGCAGGGGUUGAGAUGGAUGAGGGGGACCUUGUUGAAACUUACCGAAUAGUGAAAGGUCUGGAUAGAGUGUAUGUGGAGAGGAUGUUUCCACUAGUGGGAGAGGUCAGGAACAGAGGCCAUAACCUCGGAAUAAUAGGAUGUACCUUUAAAAAGGAGAUGAGGGGAAAUUUCUUUAGUCAGAGAGUGGUGAGUCCGUGGAAUUCAUUGCCACAGAUGGCUGUGGAGUCCAACUCAUUGGGCAUGUUUAAGGUGGAGAUUGAUAGACUCUUGAUUCGUAAGGGUGUCAGUGGUUAUGGGGAGAAGGCAGGAUAAUAGGGUUGAGAGGGAAAGAUAGAUCAGACAUGAUUGAAUGGCAGAGUAGUCGUGAGUCGUGAUGGGCCGAAUAACCUAAUUCUGCUCCUCUCUUAUGAAUCUGUUAAUUGGAAUGCAUGAUUAUUCAUUGCUUUGAAACAAUCCAUGGUUAGGAGUGCAGUUAGCAGCUACAAAUCUUACUGGUGAAGGGGAAAUUAAUUAUAUCUAUAAUACAAGAUGUUGGUGAGGCCACAUUUGGAGUAGUGCGUUCAGUUUUGGUCAUCCUACUGUAGGAAAGAUGUUGUCAAGCUGGAAGGUGUGCAAGGAAGAUUUAUGAGGAUGUUACCAAGACUUGAGGGCCUGAGCUGUAGGGAGAGAUUGGGCAGGCUAGGACUUUAUUCCUUGCAGUGUGGGAGGAUGAGGUGUGAUCUAAUGGAGGUGUAUGAGAUAAUGUGGGGAAUAGAUAGGGUAGAUGCACAGAGUCUUUUACCCAGAAUAGUAGAAUCAAAAAACAUAGGUUUAAGGGGAAAGAUUUAAUAGGAAACUGAGGGACAACCUUUUCACACCAAGGGUGGUAGGUAUAUGACGUGAGCUGCCAGAGGAGGAAUUUGAGGCAAGUACUAAACAUUUGAAAGGGAUUUCGAUAGGUAGGGGCAUAGGAAAUGUUAAAGUGGAAUAUGGGCCAAAAGAAGACAGGUGGGUCAGGUGUAAAUGGGGCAUCUUGGUCACAUGGGCAGGUUGAGCCAAACGGCCUGUUUCCGUGUUGUAUGACUCUAUGACACCAGUGGAAAUCACCAUCAGUGUCAUGGGGCACUAAGCACAUUCAGAUGAAUGAUUUAAAAACAAAAAUGCUUGCGCUGCUUACCAGGUCAGGCAGCAUCUAUAGAGAGAGAAAGAAUCUUACAGGCAGAUGAGCUAUCAGCAAAACAGGAAACUGAGGAAGAGAAAGCACGUGAGUUUUGUUGCAGAGAAUAUGGAUAAUGGAGAAACCAAAGGGAAUGUACUUGGUAGGAUGGAGACCAAGGUUGUCCAAGUGAAUUAAUGAUCAGAGAGGGUGAAUAAUGUAUAGGUGACCUGCCUGGAGGAGAUGUAAGUAGAGGGAGAUGAGAAACGACUUUGGAGGAUAAAAAUCACUGGAAUUGUGAGAAUGAGAAAACUGCAUUUGCUGAAUGUUAGCUUGCAGGUAGGGGAAUGAUAAUAUUGCAGGAAAUGAAGAGACGUGAUGAGUUAGAGCAAAUGGUGUUGAUCUAAAAGACCACAUUUAAUAAUUGAGUAGACAUAGGGAUUGAAUGGCCUACACCUGCUUCUGUUAUUUAUAGAAUCAUAGAGUGAUACAACGUGGAAGCAGGCCCUUCAGCCCAACUUGCCCACACCGCCCAACAGGUCACAGCUGCCUGCAUUAGGUCCAUAUCCCUCCAAACCUGUCCUAUCCAUGUACCUGCAUAACUGUUUCUUAAACGUUGGGAUAGUCCCAGCCUAACCAAUGGUCUCUUGGUGGGUGGUCUAAGGGCAUCGGACCUCCUCUGACUCUCUCUAGCUGGGGCUUAUCACUUUCCCUGCAAGGACAAUUCUCCUGAGCCUACCAGUCAGCCGCCCAGUUCCAAAAGGUAAUUUGUUUCUCCUUCCCUCUCUCCACUCUUCCACUGUCAGGAUCAACUAACCAUAUUUCAGCGAUGAGUUGAAGCCUUCAGCGGGUACCUGCAAGGACCUGUUGUACAUCUCGGCCACCUUGAGUAUUGCACUCAAGGUGGGGAAACAGAGGAACAAUCCACAACGUCCAAGAUUUCCUUCUCCCCACCCUCGUCCAUCCCAUGAAAGAUAGAGACUCUCCAUUCAAACCCCACCGGUAGAGUUGCUGCCUUACAGUGCCAGAGACACGGGUUUGAUCCUGACUACAGAUACUGUCUGUACGGAGUUUGUACCUUUUCUCCGGGAGUUUCAGUUUCCUCCCACACUCCAAAGACGUACAGGUUUGUGGGCUAUUCGGCUUGAUAAAAUUAUAAAUUGGCCCUAAUGUGUGUUGGAUAGUGCUAAUGGCGGGUAUAGCUAGACGGCAUGGACUCGAUGAGCCGAAGUGUCUGUUUCCGUGCUGUACCUCUAAACUAAACUAAACUAAACUCUCAGGCUGAAUAUAAACUUUUCCAAAUGCAUCCAUGCUGGGAUUCACCGUUAAAGUUUAACCCCCAGGUAUUUUAUGGCCUGUGUUUACUUGAGAAAUUAUCAAUAUACGUAGAUGGAGAAACUUUUUUUAUUAAAUUGCACUGCUUAACGAAUGUUGUAAAUGCGAUUGAAAUUGUUACAAAUAUCAAUAAAAUUGUUGCGUUGAAUGUU
Molecule: messenger RNA, 13121 nt
Organism: Leucoraja erinaceus (little skate)
Lineage: Eukaryota; Metazoa; Chordata; Chondrichthyes; Rajiformes; Rajidae
Product: mitogen-activated protein kinase kinase kinase kinase 4
Exons: 31
Coding region: 1057-4698 (1213 amino acids)
Biological process (GO): protein phosphorylation
Molecular function (GO): ATP binding; protein kinase activity
Source: RefSeq, a predicted model, not a curated record